This is a messenger RNA of Histoplasma mississippiense, 1191 nucleotides long. RefSeq lists its product as hypothetical. The record is from RefSeq and is a predicted model, not a curated record. Bases 1 to 1191 code for a protein of 396 amino acids. Gene Ontology annotation, cellular component: cytoplasm. Lineage: Eukaryota; Fungi; Ascomycota; Eurotiomycetes; Onygenales; Ajellomycetaceae. The transcript is spliced from 3 exons.
AUGUGCUCCUCAAGGCUCACUGAAAAUAAUGCGGCGCAUUCCCAACGAGCGAGCAGAAAAACAAUCGUCGUAGGGAUAUCUGGACCAUCGUCGAGCGGCAAAACGACCCUUGCCCGCCUCCUGCGGACUGUGUUUACCCCAGAAUCCAAUGGAGCUAGAAUUGCAGACUCGGGCGCAAUUGAGAAAGAGAGGGCAGACGGAGCUGGCAAGGGUGGAGUUGGGAACAGGGAAGCUGUGAAGGUGUUUAUCAUUCAUGAAGAUGACUUUUAUAAACCGGAUGAUCAAAUUCCAGUGACAACCACCUCGUCGGGGAAACGAGUGCAGGACUGGGAUACCGUCGAAGCACUUGACAUCCGACAACUCGUGUCUGCACUCUCCUAUGUACGCUCCCGUGGCGUUUUACCACCCCGCUUAAAGAGCAAAGAGGACCUCAAUGAAGUCACAGGUUCGGGCGUUGAUGAGGAUACGAUUCGGCGUAUUCGCCAUCGUGUUACACGGACGAUGGAAACCAUACUGCUUUCUACGAAAUCGGAGACCGAUUCACUGCCCUUAUCACUUGUGUUUCUGGAAGGGUUUCUCCUCUAUGCGCCACCGGGAGAUGAGAAUCACCCGCUCCGCGCAGUGCACGAUAGUAUACAAGUGCCCUUGUUUCUGCCUGCUACCUACUCUGUGCUGAAGAAGCGGAGGGAGGGCAGAACGGGAUACGUGACUAUUGGCCCUGCGCCUACGCCUAAGUUGGAUGAAGAUAAAUUUAAUGAUGACGACAAGAGAUCUGCGGAGCCUAGUACGUACGGCAUUGGAGAUAUUGAAGAUGACAACGAGCCCAUGCCACACCAGAAUUUUUGGACGGAUCCGCCCGGGUAUGUGGAUGAUAUCGUUUGGCCACGGUAUAUCGCUGAUCACCAGUGGCUCCUGCUUCCUGACCCGAGUAUUCCGCGGGGCGAGGAUGAGUUGAAGGAGGCCGUAGGAGAAGGUGAAUAUAUCAAGGAGGAUGCGGGGGUUCUGGUGGCGCCGGGGGAAGGAGGGGCUAAUAUGACCGAGUUGUUGGAGUGGGGAGCCCACCACGACUUUGGCAAGUUUUCGAACAACGCUUCCUUGAGAAAAAUGACAACCCAUGAGCAUUUGCUCAAACCAGAAGUUUCGCAAUCCCUCUUAUUACUCAAAUUUCUCAAGGGUAUUGAUGGUUCCUGA